GGAUCUUAUCGCACGUUUUUUCCGAUGUGUAUGAGAGUGAGAGAGGGAGAAUUACGUAAUGAAAAUAAAAAGGACAAUCAUUUUAUUUGCCGCAUACGCCGGUACCGAUGUUCACUACGCGAACAGCGAGCAAUCCGAACUUGUCAUUGUAGCCACUUGACACGCACCAUUUGCAUAAGAUUUUUUUUCUCAAAUGAAAACACUCGCGUUGAUAUUUGUAGCUUUUUGCUGUAUUGGAAUUUGUGCUUACACGGUACCGGAUCCUGAUAUUCAGCUACUGUCUCCUCGUGGAAUUCGAGUGUCUAUACCAGAUGCAACGGGAAUACAACUGGUUGCGUUUAACGGAAACGUUAACAAAAAUAUAAUCCCAGACCAAAGUGGAUCAAUAUCCCGUGAGAUCUUUCGUCCCACGUCGAGUAAAUGGAUGUUCGAAGAUACUCACACUCUUGUUCAAAGACGAGACGUUCUCCACUAUUGGAUUUACAUUCAAGUUGAUGGAAGUCCGCACAAGAAAACGGGAUCGUGGAGUCCUUCGGCAACAAGUCCUUCGGGCUCUUGCACCCCGAGCAUCACUACCACAACGCGUCAAGGGUUGAUUUGUCAAGGCCAGUUAAUUUUGGAAGACAAUUUUGAUUCGUUAAACACAUCGAUUUGGUCAAGAGAUAUAUUCAUUCCUUCACAACCUCAAUAUGAAUUUUGUGUAUACCACAACCACCAGCAAAGUGUGAGAAUCAAGAAUGGAACGCUUCACGUGAUUCCUAGUCUACUUGAAGACUCGUACGGAGAACGCGCUACCGCAGUAGGCACCAUGACUCUGGCUGAGUGUACCAGUCAGGUGCCUUCUGAUUGUUCCCGGUCAGCUACAGGAUACCUUAUCCUACCACCAGUGAUAUCUGCGCGUCUAACGACCAUCAAUCAUUUCAACUUCCAGUACGGAAGAGUCGAGAUUCGUGCAAAAUUUCCAGAAGGCGACUGGCUUUAUCCAGAAUUAUGGCUGCAGCCGAAGAAUCCUACGCAAUUUUCGGAAUUCCAAAGCGUUUUCGUGCAGCUGGGAAUGGCGCGUGGAAAUCGGGUGCUGACAGGAACCACGGGAAAUUAUGAUGGGCGCCUGUUGGAAUUCGGUUUACGAGCUGGUUCGGCACCAAACUUCCAGAGCGUGGAUAUCCAGAAAUUUUCAAAUACCACAGGUCACUGGACUUCCGGAUUCCAUGUAUAUUCGACUACCUGGAACGCGGAUGGAUUCGUGUUUCAUGUCGAUGGCGAAGAAGCCGGUCGCUUGACUCCUAGACAGAAUGACUGGUUCAGCAAUAGCAAUGCCUCAUCAGGAACAAGAAAUAAGAUGUCACCCUUCGACGGUCAGUUUUACAUUACUCUGGGAGUUGGCGUGGGUGGAGUACGUGAUUUUCCGGACAACUUACGCAGCGGCGACGGUGUUGGAUAUGAAAAACCGUGGAAAAACGUCGCAGCCAAGGCUUUACUUCGCUUUUGGGAAGCAAAAAAUUAUUGGUUACCAAGUUGGCAAGAUUCGAAUAAUCCUGGUAAGUCGCAUCUGCAGAUCGAUUACGUCCGGGUUUAUGCACUCUAAAGAUUUGCUGUUGCACAUAUCCUGCAGUAAUCAAGGUGUUUGACCGACUUUUAUUAUGUAAAUAGAAAAUGAAUAUAUUUCGUCCUCUUCUUCACGGUGGAAUCCGUAUAUGUAUUCCAUAUCGACAGGGAACACGUUUUGAUCUCGUUCUGGAAAAUGUUUAUGUAAAUGAUCAUAAAAUUUGAAUGAAAGUUUGUGUGAUAUCGAGCGAAUUGAAAUGGAAAAUAUGUUUCUAAUUAGAAUUGAAUUCGCUCCAUUUGUCCAAUACCUUGAGUAUGGGAAAUAUUACAAUAAUACACUCAUGCGUAAAACGUGAAUAAAAGUAGGUGAGCGACUUUUCUUAUACAGUUUAUUUUUGAAAUAAAUAGAUAUACCGAAAACUUUAGUAACAAAUAUAGAAUUGUACAGGAUAAUAAUGGCUAAACAAUGUACAUUAACGUGUUUGUUGAGAUCGCUAUUAUAUGCCAUGGAAUUAUCAGUCUGGCGUUAAUUACUUAUCGGCCAAUGUGUCUUGUAGUUGAAUCUGUUUUACACCUGUAUCGUUGAGUCUUAAAGCUGAAUUCACACGGGUACUACAUCUGCAAUGGUUCUUCUGUGAAAUAAAAUUCCAUUUAAGUUAUAUCAAUAACUGCAAAUAUAAAGUCACUUCGAAAAGUAAUGCGAAGGGUUUGAAAUGAAAUCACAUGAAAUUGGCCCGUUGUGCUUCUUUAAUUAACGUAAUGAAUUUUAUUUACCCUGUAAUUAUAAUGCGGGUGGCCGGAAGACGCUCCCGAAGAGAAUCGUGCUUUGACCCAAUUGCGGAGUGAAGUGCAGACCCAGUCGAUGGUGCGCUUACCAUUUUUAGGCUGCUCAAGUCGUACCCAACGAUAGCCUGACAAUCAUAAAGUUGCCGGAUUUGGGACGAUUUCAGCGCCAUCCACGUGACCUGCCGGUGCAAAAAUUCCAAUUUUUCAGGAUUAAUUGUCUUUUGAAUUUUAGGACCAGAGAUAUGUUAAUAUCACUGUUCAGGUUUUGUUGAAGAUUUGUGAAAAAAUUGAUGCUCAGGCUUUUUACUUCAGGAGCGUCAAUUUUCGCGGCUAUAGGUAUUUAUUCCGAACAUCGUAACGGAUUCCUAAUAAAACAUCGAACAUGGAGCGACUGACAAUGAAAUGAAAUUUUUAUUAAAAAUACAAACCCGGUGCUUCUGUACUAAUGCUAAGGAAGUUUCUGGUUCGUAAGGUGGAAAAGACGUAAGAGUCCCACCACCACAUCUGAAUAAAACGAGCCUCCGGAUAAUCCAAGACGCCGUUGCCCAGUCGCCGUAGUCCAUAAUCAGACUCUGGCUUAGGUCACUUCUGCCAAUAAUAUCACACGUAACAAAACACAGUGUGUCUGAUAUAUGAAAGAUAUUAUUCAAAUUUCCAAUGGUCGAAAAUCAGUUGAGUCUAUCAAAAAUUCGUUAACGAUAAUUAAAAAAAUAAAAAUUGCUAAGAAAUAAAUAAAUAAAUAAAUAAAUAAUUACUACGUAAAUCAAACGAACGAUUCGAUGAACAGAUCACGCACGCGAUAGGAUCAGACAAUAAAUUCAAAUUAGAAAUCUGUAACUGCGAUAGCAUAACUGCAGGGUUGGCUAUAAAGAAAAAAAGAAUUUCAGCCGUUAAACAUUAAUACAAUUGACUCUGUUGCUUACUUGAACUGUUUCUUUCGGGAUGAAUUUUUCAGGAGUAUUUCGUUCGUGAGGACGAUGUUCUCGCUGCUCCUCUCUCCUUGCAGAACGACCAAAACAUCGCCAGGUCCUAGAUCCGUUAGAUCGACAAUACCUUCCUCUUCUUUGAGGAUGUUUUGAAA
Messenger RNA from Neodiprion fabricii, 3412 nucleotides. Its product is annotated as beta-1,3-glucan-binding protein 1-like. Lineage: Eukaryota; Metazoa; Arthropoda; Insecta; Hymenoptera; Diprionidae. The transcript is spliced from 8 exons. The record is from RefSeq and is a predicted model, not a curated record. Gene Ontology annotation, molecular function: hydrolase activity, hydrolyzing O-glycosyl compounds; carbohydrate binding. Bases 194 to 1585 code for a protein of 463 amino acids. Gene Ontology annotation, biological process: carbohydrate metabolic process.